AUGAACACCCAUUCUCCGGUAUUGGCCAACACGAACUCUGCGGCUCCGGCCGACGCUCCGCGCAUGAUCGCAAGGUGGGAGCGUUUGGGCCGUCCCGCGGUGGAGUUGGAGCCCGGCGUUGUCAUCAGCAACCUGGAACGGUGGCUGUACAACAACCCGCAGGCGUCGGGAUCUACCCUGGGGAAAAUCCGAGAGUACCUGUACGUCGACACGUUCGGCGUCGACGCGCAAGCAGCCUGAACUCUCCGUGACGUUGCGCCUCUACCACGACCUUGCCCACCUUUGGCCGAUCAUCAGUCCGCCCCAGGAAUACACGGUCGAGGCGGCGGAGUGGCGCGAUCUGAUCUGGUCGGAGUUCGGGUGGACGGGAAAUCAGCCGGCGUGGGACCCCAGAGCCAGGUUGUUGGAUCUGGGAUGCGGCGGCGGGCACCUGCUGUCUCACUUCACCCGCCAUUUCACCACGGAAGCCGUGGACGUGUCCCCGCAGAUGCUGGAAAUCUCCCGGGGCCUGAACCCAACCACCACCC
Geodia barretti is the source of this 527-nucleotide messenger RNA. NCBI's taxonomy places the organism in Eukaryota, Metazoa, Porifera, Demospongiae, Tetractinellida, Geodiidae. The record is from the annotation of a GenBank genome assembly.